Messenger RNA from Fusarium sp. VM40, 396 nucleotides. Lineage: Eukaryota; Fungi; Ascomycota; Sordariomycetes; Hypocreales; Nectriaceae. The record is from the annotation of a GenBank genome assembly.
AUGGAGCUCUCCGACAUCUUCCGCAUCGUCAACUUGGUUGUCGGUGUUAUCGUCAUUCUUGGCGGUAUCGUGUCAAUCUUCUCCUUCAGCCUUCAGCCUAUCGUUGUUGGUGCUUAUAUGAUCGUCUUCGGCCUUGUCAUUGGUCUUCUUGAAUUCCAGAUCCCUCCUCAAGUCUCCCGACAUGCCUCUUUCAUGUUCUCCUUUGUCGGCCGUGGUGUUUUUUACAUCUUCCUCGGCUGUCUUCUCCUGGGUGAGAAAAUCCUCAGCAAGAUUGCUGGUGGCAGCGUCGGUCUCAUCGGUCUUGCCUUCGUCGCCCUUGAGUUUAUCCCCUCCAUCGAGCCCCCAAGCAACAUGCGCGAGGCCGAGGAUGCUGGCUGGGGCGCCGAGCAGGUCUAG